AUCGCUCCUUACUACAAGUCAUUUUAAAAAAAAAAAAAAAAGAACGUGUCUCGCUUGUAUGUAUCCUGUCACAUGAUCGUGGUAAUAGGAUCCCUAACCCAGUCCCUUCAAGCCCGUCUGGUUAUUUGGAAGUGACUGCAGUUGCCGUGAAACGUCUGUAGGGUUCCCCUUAUCCUAUACCCUCACUCUCAUACAGCCCAGAAUAUAAGGCAUCCCCGAAGCCCAGCCAGUCCCUCGUAGGAGCUGAGGAAAUGAACAACCUGCUACAUCCAGGGGGAUCCUGUGCCUAAACCUGUCACUCCCCUCUUGCAGCCACAUCUCCAGCUCAGCCCAGCCGGGGUGAUGGAUAUUUGGACAAUUUCAAUGAGAAUUCUGCUGCUCCCCUCAGCACUGGUGCUCUGCUCUGAUCCCUUCCAUUCUGAGUGCUACACUGUAAACGGGGCUGAUUACAGAGGGACACAGAACCAGACAUCACUAGAUGGUGGGAAGCCUUGCCUCUUCUGGAACGAGACCUUCCAGCAUCCAUACAACACCUUGAAAUAUCCAAAUGGUGAGGGAGGCCUGGGAGAACAUAACUACUGCAGAAACCCAGAUGGUGACGUGAGCCCCUGGUGUUACAUUCCAGAGCAAGAAGACGGUGUAUACUGGAAGUACUGUGACAUUCCAACCUGCAGAAUGCCUGGCAACCUGGGCUGCUUCAGAGACCACGGGAACCCCCCUCCUUUGACUGGCAUGAGCGAGACAUCUAAUAAACAGACCAUACAAACCUGCAUUACUAUGUGCCGGAGGCAGCGCUACAAGCUAGCUGGGCUGGAGGCGGGAUUUGCCUGUUUCUGUGGCAACAACGCCGACUACAGGAAGCAUGGAGAGAUGCCCAGUACAGACUGCAACAGUGUUUGUUUUGGGGAUCACACACAGCCAUGUGGAGGGGAUGGGCGCAUCAUCCUCUUUGACUCCCUGAUUGGAGCUUGUGGUGGGAAUUAUACCAUGAAUUCUGCAGUUAUUUACUCACCGGAUUUCCCUGACUCUUACGGGUCUGGAAAGGCCUGCUACUGGACAAUUCAGAUUACGGGCGCCUCUCUUAUCCGGUUUAACUUCACUUUCUUCGACAUCAAAGACUCCAGAGAUAUGGUGGAGAUAUUAGAUGGGUACACCAAGCAAGUUCUGAUACGCUUCGAUGGCAGGAACCACCCAACACACUCCUUCAACGUCUCCCUGGAUUUUGUCAUCUUAUAUUUCUUCUCUGAUCGUAUUAACCAGGCACAAGGAUUUUCUGUAGUAUAUAAAGCUUUCAAGGAGGAAACCAUAGAGAAAGCCAACACCUCCAGCAAUCAGACCCAGACAGAACUGAUCACUCAGACCACCAACCUCAGUAUUAAUGCAGCUCGCUCUUCAAAGAUCCUCUAUGUUAUAACAACCAGUCCUAGCCGACCAAGCGGCCACAUGCCAGGCUGGACAGUCUAUGCACUUACAGGCCUCUUCAUUUUGACCAUCAUUGCUGUUUUGGCAAAAGCACUUUUACAUAUAUCAAUGAAGUCGGACAGGUUGGCAUCCUCAUCUAGCCUGGACAGUUGCCACAGAGGUUCAGCAGGAGAAAUCUGGAGCAUAUUCUACAAGCCAUCCACAUCUAUUUCUAUUUUCCCAAAGAAAUUAAAGGGUCAGCAUGAUGACCGCAAUCCUUUGGUAGGAGAAUAAGUUCUGUUGGAGGAUUUUUAGUAUUGCUGGGCUUCCCGGGGAAAUUUCCUGCCAUGCCUGAGCUUAGACAUCUUUCAUAACAGACCAUGAACAACAGAUGUCAGCAGACUAGUAGUUUCCUGGCAUUGUGACUCAACUUGAGAUGUUCCUACUGUGGCACCUUCAUACAGGACAAUUCCCCACAAAGAGGAGGAUGAGAUAAGUUUGCUGGUGCUGCUGAAUUAGGAAACACCCCUAUGUAGCCUCUAAUUCAGGACAUAGACAACAUGUGGUUUGUAUUGGGAUGGAACCACAGCUUAAUGCUGCAAGCGUUACAUGCAAUCAUCCCUGCUCUGUGCAGCGGGGUAUCCCAUAUAUGACAUGAUGAUGGACUUGCCUUCAGCUCCUACUUUUUAUAUUGUAUUUAUGAACUGACAGCUCUUAAAGGAGCAACGGAGGCUGUCCAGUUUCCUCAUAAUCUACUUCAUCAAGAGCUACUGCGAUGGAGUUUUGAACUGUGCAAAUGUGCAUAUGAUGUUCCACUGAGCAAACAAAAACCUUAUGAAAUAUACACAAAUCAAAGCUUCAGCCAUCUUACUAUGAGCCAAACUACAACAGGUUUCCCAUCAUUCCCAGAGUUUACACUGUCUGAUAUUGAAUGAAUGCUGAGCGAGGGACUGAAGCUUCAGGAGGACCUGCAUGAAAUGGGUCUCAGUGUUUAUGGGGCCAAUAUGUUCAUUAGAGCCGUGUGAUUGAGAGUUGCAUAUCCGUAUCCAUUAACGAUAAUUGUGCUCUUUAUCUGGAUUCAUUCUCUUACACAAGCCUUCGUCUUUUUAAUUGAAUAUGUGGAAGCGGUUUUUCAGCUUGUUCCAUAAAAUAUGCUCCGAA
Molecule: messenger RNA, 2562 nt
Organism: Xenopus laevis (African clawed frog)
Lineage: Eukaryota; Metazoa; Chordata; Amphibia; Anura; Pipidae
Gene: kremen1.L
Product: kringle containing transmembrane protein 1 L homeolog
Exons: 9
Coding region: 343-1695 (450 amino acids)
Biological process (GO): Wnt signaling pathway
Cellular component (GO): membrane; plasma membrane
Source: RefSeq, a predicted model, not a curated record